This is a messenger RNA of Galleria mellonella (greater wax moth), 1763 nucleotides long. It is a transcript of the gene Orc5, whose product is annotated as origin recognition complex subunit 5. The transcript has a single exon. NCBI's taxonomy places the organism in Eukaryota, Metazoa, Arthropoda, Insecta, Lepidoptera, Pyralidae. Gene Ontology annotation, biological process: DNA replication initiation; DNA replication. Gene Ontology annotation, cellular component: nucleus; nuclear origin of replication recognition complex. Gene Ontology annotation, molecular function: DNA replication origin binding. Bases 99 to 1484 code for a protein of 461 amino acids. The record is from RefSeq and is a predicted model, not a curated record.
AGUGUCAAAUAGUCGGCCGGCUGUCAAAUAAAUGUCAAAUUGUCUCAAUAGUGGCGGGUUUUAGAUGCGCUUCUUCAGAUUUUUAUUUUCUAAAUAAAAUGGAAGAAUUAUACAAGAAAGUGCCUUGUAGAGAAAGCCAGUUAAAUGACUUAUUAAAUUUACUGGGCGAUUACGAUGAACCGUUACCGUAUUCUUUGUUUCUAAGUGGCAGCAUGGCCACGGGAAAAAGUUUGUGUAUAGAGUCUGUUUUGAAAUACUUGGGGUAUAAACAUGUUAUUGUGGAUUGUAUAGAGUGCUAUUCACCGAAACUUAUGUACGAAUCCAUUCUGACUGAACUUGGAAGUGACCUUGAGAUCAAGUCUGAUACGAUGUUAGACUUAACUAAUGCAUUAAAUCGAAUAGGUAAUAGUGCUGUUCGGUACGAACCUAUGGUGGUAGUGUUCGAUAGAGCCGAGAGGCUCCGAACUAUGGACCAAAGCGUGAUGUGCGCUUUUCUGAGACUCCGAGAAUUGUGUAAUUUGAAUAUUUGUACAAUUUUUAUCACCCACCUUGUUUACGACAAUUUUUAUUUCAAAAUGGGCGUUCGAGAACCUAUAAAGAUUUUCUUUCCCAAUUACAACAAGGAUGAACUAUUUAAAAUUAUAUUUUUACAUCACAAAUCAUUUGUUCGACAUGUGCAGAGCAAUCAUGAUAUAGAUAUUGAGAUAAAAGAAGAACUUGAGAAACCAGAGUUAUUUGCCAACUUUCUUAAUGCAUUUCUCAGCGUGUUCUAUCGACCGUGUCGUGAUUUAAUUGAAUUACAGAAUAUGGCGCGCGUAAACUUCGUGAAAUACUGCGAGCCAAUCAUUAAGUGUGAAAUACAAGCACAGGACUUGUCUAAACUAUGGCGACACAUAUCACCUAUAUUGAAAACUAGUUUGGAGUUAUUGUAUUUACGUAUAAGUGCCUCAAAGUCGAGCAACCCUUCACCUGGCAAGGAGAAUGCUGAACAUGAAUCCCAGUGCUAUAAUUUUGAGCAUACACUGAAAGAUGAGCUUACAUCGACAAAAACUUUUGCACAGAGCUUCGAAUUGCCAUAUUAUGCAAAAUUUCUAUUAAUAGCCGCAUAUCUGGCAAGCUACAACCCACCAAAGGAAGAUAAGAGGUUAUUUAUGAAGAACCAUGGCAAGCAAAGGAAACGAUUGCAACAGGUCAAAGCUAAAGCCAAAAUAAGUGAGAAACUGAACACUCAACUGGGCCCCAAGGUGUUCACAUUAGAUCGCUUGCUAGCUAUAUUCUAUGCAAUCUUAGAGGAGAAGAUUGGGCUGACGAGUAAUUUGUUAGCACAGAUCGCUACUUUAGUAGAACUCAAAUUGAUAGCUGGCAGCAAAGAAAUAGACUUGGACGUUUCAAAAUACAAAUGUAUAGUUGGCUAUGACUUCAUAUCAGCAGUUGCCCAAACAGUUGGUUUCAAUGUUAGGAAAUAUUUGUAUGAUUUUAUAUAACAUUUAUAAAAUUGUUUUUUUUAAUAAUUUAAGAAUUAAUGUAUACUUUAUUUAUUGUAUUUUGAAUUUUAGUAAAAACAAUUAAACUCAUAAGAUAGUUUUUUUAAAUUGUCAUUUGACAUCUGCCUGUACUCUUGUUCUACGCUAGAGUAGUAUCAAUGAGAGAUGAGGCAGGCAGGUCUAGCAAAACCACAAACAUCUUUAAACUACAAAUCUGUAACAGUCGCUAGGAAUUAACCACAAUAAAUUCCAUUCCAUGUAAAAGUCAUCCUGAGGGGC